CUGAUCGUUCGGAGUAUAUAGUUGUGUCGCUCAUCGCGAGAAUUGCCGCGCGAAAUACGAAACUUUAUCAAAGUGCUGUGUUUAGUGAUUUAAGUGAUGUGAAAGUGUUUUAAUCCGAGGUUUCAAUAUGGAGUUGAAAUCGCCGAAAGCGAAGAAAAAGACGACAACAAAACUCGUCUCGUGGAAGAAACUGUUCAGCACACCCAUUCUGAUCCUAUUACUCCUCGGAUCGACCAGUUGUGACAUUGACAGUGACAUUGACAUUGACGCUGACGUCAGGCAUACAGAUAAGCGUAUAGAUAGACGUGUCUUAAGUGACAUACGCUAUUUGAGGCGUAAUUUAAAUAAGGACGUGUUGAAUUUUGUUAUGAAAGAUGUCUUGAUUGAUGGAGAAGUGGAAAAUAGAAUACAUUUUAAUGGCAUCACGGCGAAGGAGACUUUUGUUGGGGCAAAUGGAAACGGGCUAAAGCUCCGUCAGAUGACAGAUGGCAGCCAUCUUAUACAGAUUAUUUACACUCCAAAUGGCGCGAUUCAAGAUUGUGAAUACAUCACAGAUGCAAAGACAACAAGAAACUUUUUAAAGACACUACGUCGAGAAUUGAAACUGGCAUUAGACGAGGAAGCAUUCAGAAUAACUGAAAAAAGAAAAAAUGUAACGGAGGACGAACGAUUUUACCGCCAUUUUGGGAACAUGACGUUUCGACUUUUGACAGAGGGCGAAAUGUUACCGUCUGACAUUGCAUCUUGGUUGGAUUAUGACAGAUUAAAAAUGGAAUGUUUUGAGCGACACGAGGAGUUGAAAUACAUGAUGGAAAAUAAAAAUAAAUACUCGGAACCGUCGCUAGCGAGAAAAAAGCGCGACGCGAUGGACAUACUGCGGGUGCCCGGCACCAAGUGGUGCGGGAAAGGCUUUUCGGCAACGCAUUAUUCGCAAUUGGGCGGCUACACGCGCACAGAUAGAUGUUGUAGGAUUCAUGAUCUGAGGUGUCCCUUCUGGAUUGGAGGGAUGGAGAAAAAAUACGGCCUUUACAAUUGGAGAGUCAACACGCUGAUGCAUUGCCGGUGCGAUGAAAGGUUCCGUGCGUGUUUAAAGCUGGCCGAUACAUCAGUGUCCAAUAUGGUUGGAAAGUUGUUCUUCAACGUUGUACAGACCAAAUGCUUCGUUCUCAAGCCUAUAAAAGCCUGCAAGCAGCGGUCGUGGUGGGGAAAAUGCCUCCGAAAAGGUUAUAUGCGACAGGCCUUCUUGCGUGACAAUCUGCCGUAUUAAGUCAGCUGUCAAAGUGACAGAUGACAACACGAAGCGGGAACAUCAUCGCAGCUGACAUCAUAUGAAGUUCUGUUUAUAGCUACACACUUCUAAACGGAAUGUGUUUGAGUAGAUUUAUUGAAUUAUGUUUUAAUAAGAUAUUCUUUAUAUUGUUUUUAAAAUAUAAACGAUGUCUUUUAAAUUGUGUAAUCCAAUGUAGUCUGAACUCAUCUCCAGCCAGUGUCAAAUAGUAAUUGUAGGAUUAAAAUAAUAAAUAGCUUCAUUUGUAUUAAAUGUAAAUCGGCUUCAAAUAAUUCAUUUUAUGUAAUUAUUACGUCAAUUUGUAUAUUCUCUUUACAUACUUUACUGUAGUUUAAAUAAUCAACAAUAACAAAAUAGUUUUCCGGUAAAACAUAGUUUGACGUCUAUGAAAAUGUCCAUAGAUUAUACAUAACGAAAUGACAUGACGUCAUAAUGACAGUAAAUCUAAACAAUGGCGGAUUGAAGUGAGUGAAGUCACACAUCAAAAUUUCUACUAAGAAAAAAUAUUCCAAAAUGGUUGAAAUAGCUUUUGUCAGUAGAUGCCACAGCCUGUGCACAUCAGACUAACACUAAAGAUAAUAUACGGUCUUACACAUAAAACUCUAUGUGAAGAUUUUCUUGAUAGCCGCUGUCAACAUUUUUUCCAAUUGUAUUUUUCCCUUCUUCCUAAGGGGAAACACAUGUUGGCGUGUGAAAGGCUGAGCAGGCACUGGCUGACCGCCAGAUUUAACUAUAAAAAAAUACAAAACUGAGGCCAAAACUAGAAUAUCCAUUCAUUGUUAGAAAUUUUCAAUAAAUAAAUAAUAAUAAAAGUUACGUAUUUCGUUUUGGAACUACAUAGUCCUAUGUUAAAGAGGCAUUAUAAUAUGAAUCAAUUUUUUCCCGCUUUAAUAUCAUAGACAACAUGACGUUUUGACAUUUAAAAAAUAUAGACCUAAUUUCAUUUAGAGAGACAUGUCAACAGUCAGACUUAAUCGGUAAUUUAAAAUAUUUUGUACAUAUAAUGUAGUAUAAAUAUCGAUUCUUCCAAUAUCUAUUAUUAUAGUAAAGAUACAUUUCAUUGAUGUUCCUAACUUAGACUUAAUUGUUAGCUUAUAAAACUAAAUCCGUUUCCACAUAACGUUUUGGUAAGAGCAGGCUAUAGUAAUUAUCACUUACCCCGGUUAGGCGACUUCCAAAAUCUUGUCUUGUUUCUACUCAAAAGCGGUAUAUAGUUAAGAUCCUGCCGUAUAGGGCGUGACAAAACUAGUGACAGAAAAAGUCGCAGAUGUGCUAUUAUGUAUUGGAUACAGAAAAGAGCGUACCAAUUAUUAAAACGCCGGCAACGCACAUGAGCCCUCUGGUAUUAAGAGUUCCCUGUUCUAUAAAAAGUUGCAUCAUUAAAUAAUACAGAUAUGGCUAUUUGAGCAUAUUGAAAAGUGUUAUUAAUAUUAUAACUUGUUAAGAAUAAUUGAUUUGUCAAAAAAUCGGUAAUUUAAUAUUGCUUAACGCCCAAACCCAAUAACCUAUCUCAAUCUAUUUUUGACCUUCUGAGAUAGACAUCUUAAUCCAAAUAUUGAUAAAAGUAUGCCAAUAAAUUGUGUAAGUAUAAAUUAUUGGGUUUGGGCGUUAUACGGCAGACGUGUAACAUAAAAGGGCAAUAGAUUAGAAAAAUUGACAUUGACAAUUUAAAAUCUUGUCAAAUAAUCUAAUUAGCUCAUUCAGUUUAUGAACAGCUUAAACUGUUUUAUAGAACAUUACAUAUAUAUACAUUAGAAUUAGCACCAAUAUAUUUAGUAUAAUUAAUAUAUAAAUAGUAUAAUAAUUAUUAAAAAAACAACUGUAAAUAUAAAUUGUAUUAUUUAUUACUAUAAAAUAAAGAUUGUAAAUCUGUAUCCGCUGCAGCUGAUGAUUUUACACAGAUAAUGAACCUUCAUUGGUUAAUUAUCUGUGUAAAACUAAUUUUUGAAUAAAAUUUAGGAUUGAAAACAAAAUCAAAUCAAUUAUGUUUAUAUAUAUGAAAAUAGAUAUCCCUGUUUAAUAUAAAUACAUAUUUUAUCAGUUUUUUGGCAUUAUUGCAAACCUCAAUAUUUUAAAACGUACAGUUACGCGGUAAUUGAUUGGGAUCUUUUUAAAAAGAGAUUUAUUGAUUUCGAUAUAGGUAUAUUAUAAAUUCACAAUGGAAAUAGCACGAAAUGGAACAAUUAAAAAAUAUGUUUGCUCGGAUAGGAGUUAGGAGAAGGACUGACUUGAUAGGAAAUGAGAGGUUGUUGUUGCAGGGGAAGAAAUGAUGACUUGGGUAUAAGGCGGGAUGUGACAGCAAUAUGGAAUGCAUUGAGGAGUUGUAACAUUGCGCAACGAUUGUUUGUGAUGACUUCUGACGUAAAUAGCGGGAAUUUUUAUUCGUCAAUUUUGAGAGUUUGUCAAUAAAAAGCAGCAACACUAAUGGUUUAACUUAUGUUUAAAGAACUUUAUUUAUUACAAUAAAAAAAAAACAAAUUAUACAUUACAAAAAAAUAUAUUUUAUUUACAUGAGAAACUUAAUAUUAAUAUGUACAUAUACGAGCGAGAUACACGUCGCCAUAAGCCGUCUUAAUUUUAGUCAACUGUUUUCAUUGUUAAAAUCCAAUGUUGCGAAUUUGAGAUGGAUUAAUAGAUUAAAUAAUUGCACACCCUCAUACCUAAUAGAUUUCUUCAAAUAAUUCUUACAUUCGUAAGAUAUACUAAGUAUGACUUUCGUAAGUCAAUAGCCUAUUGGGAUUUAGAUAUGGGAGUUGUAGCUGAAAAUUCGGAAGUUUAUUCUAAGCGCUAAGUAUAUCAUAAACGUAUUAAUAUUUGAUAUAAUAUGUCAGUCAUAGUUCUCGCUCAAAAUGUCAAAUUCCAGUGCAGGAGGCACCAACACUGAAACUAGUAGCUUAACAUGACAGCUUAAAUCGUCUCGUAAAACUCAUUUUUUAUGUUACAUAAGGAUUUUGUUAAUAUAUUGUAUAUAAUGUAAAACUAGAUAUAGAUUUAAUUCAGUAGUAUAGUGGAGUUGAAGGCAUUCAUUUUAAUGUUUUGUUUUUGUCUCAAAAACCAUCAUCAAUAUAGUACUAAUUGUUGUAAAAUAUCAGUAAACAGAAUAAAAAUAAUAAAUUAUUUGUUCCAACGACAAAAGACCGCACUGUUUAUUUAAAAUUCAUGGAUUUAUAGAAAAUUUUCGAGUAAAAAACAAGUUUUAAACAACACUCACUCUUAAAUAAAUACUCCUUUGAGUUGCUUCUAUGGUUUAUAUACUCUAUGAAAAAAGAAACGAGAUCUUUUGUUACAACGUUGCAAAUAUUCUAAUUUAUUAUUUUUAAAUAUAUUUAUUAAUGUUCCGAAAUAUUUAUGAAACGGCAUUGCUGCACAACAAUUGUUCUUUAAGCUCUCGGAUUGUUAUAUAAUAUACAUUGGGUAUUAAAAUAUCUUUUUCCGCUACCAAAUAUAAGAACUCUCUGAAUGUUACCUAUUAAUUUUGCUUUACACUGACCUUGAACUCUAGUAAUUCGGUCAAAGGUUCAAGGGCAGGGACGCAUGCGACUAUCGCUUGACAUUUUUGUUCCAAGUAUAAUUACUGAAUACUUUACCUUUGAACACUUAUAUGUCAAAGGCUAUUUGACAGUUUAUAAAGUUUUAUCGAGAGUCAUCAGUAUAAAAAAAUGCUAUAAAGCAUGGAUAAAUUAAAAAAAUAAUAUCAAUAUAUACGUCAAACACGAAACGUCACAGAUUAGUCAAAUAGACAAUGGCGAUUGGCGUAGCGUGUAAAUAAUAUACCUUCACCUAAUAUUUCUUUGUAGUUUGAUUAAAUCGGAGACUGUAUUGGAUCGUUAUAGAAUAUAUUUUUAUUUGUGUAAUUAAAUAAUGAUGACGCGUAAAAAUUUUGACGUUUGUUUACAUGCCUGGUAUGUUACAGACUGGUGCAACGCUAUCUUCUAUCUUAGCUAGAAAGCGUUAUGGCGGGUUCUUGUACUUGAAUUUUUUUAAAUUAUAAUUUGUAUAGUUCCUAUACGUCUUCUUAGUAAAUCUGAAAUGAUUAUUAAAAUCUCAAAUAGCCUACUGUUGUGUUUUUAAUUUGGUUUAAAAAUAUUUAUUUUUACAUAACAUUGUUGCGGCCAAAUUAUCUAAGAUAAAAUAUGUAUGUAUUGCUUAUUACACAGUUCUUCGCAUAUUAAAUUUAAAAAGAACUUUAUUCAUAAGUUACAGGUUUAUUCAUAAGGGUUACAAGGUCUAUGACUAAUUUUUCAGGCAAAAAUUGUAAUCAAAAUGUACCGAUACCGGAGUUUUUAUAACUAGCAAUAAAAUGAGCUUUGAAUACUUAAUAAAUAUUAAUAUAUUGAAUUAGUUUUAGCGUCUGAAGUUCCUGUCGUGACAAUAUUAGAGUGAUUGUGUAGAUGUGUUGUACUUAAGGGUAAUAAAGGAUAACUGGUCA
This is a messenger RNA of Pieris rapae (cabbage white), 5717 nucleotides long. RefSeq lists its product as uncharacterized. Gene Ontology annotation, molecular function: A2-type glycerophospholipase activity. Gene Ontology annotation, biological process: arachidonate secretion; phospholipid metabolic process. Lineage: Eukaryota; Metazoa; Arthropoda; Insecta; Lepidoptera; Pieridae. The record is from RefSeq and is a predicted model, not a curated record. The transcript is spliced from 5 exons. Bases 128 to 1267 code for a protein of 379 amino acids.